Molecule: messenger RNA, 3554 nt
Organism: Hordeum vulgare subsp. vulgare (domesticated barley)
Lineage: Eukaryota; Viridiplantae; Streptophyta; Magnoliopsida; Poales; Poaceae
Product: wall-associated receptor kinase 3-like
Exons: 5
Coding region: 53-3334 (1093 amino acids)
Biological process (GO): cell surface receptor signaling pathway; protein phosphorylation
Cellular component (GO): plasma membrane
Molecular function (GO): calcium ion binding; ATP binding; protein serine/threonine kinase activity
Source: RefSeq, a predicted model, not a curated record
GGUAUGCAUGAAUAUUUAGGUAGCCAGGGACAGCGGACUAGCUAGCUUUUAUAUGGCUGGAUCCACCCACAAUUCAUGCAUCCAUCCAUAUUCCAUAGCAAUGGCACAAAUAGCCAUCUCGGCAGCGGCGGUAGCAAUAGCGAUGGCACUACCACUGAUAGUGAUGCCGUUGCGUGUUGGGGGUGAUACCAGCCCGGUGCAGCCACCGAUCGGGAUGCCCAACUGUGUCACGUUGUGCGGCGAUGUGAAGGUGCCGUACCCGUUCGGCCUGGGCCAGGACGCCAGCUGCUACCUGCCGGGAUUCAACCUCACCUGCAACACCACCGGCUCAAGGCAACGGCUGUUGCUCGACACUGACGGCACUCUCGAAGUCUCCUAUAUCGGCGACGGCGAAUUACCCUUCUUCGCCGUCCAACGCAACGGCGACAUAAAAGUCGAGCUCCAUGCCGAUGGCAACGGCAACGGUGUGUUCAGCCGCGGCCUUAGGCUCGACGGGCCAUACACGCUUGUAAGCGGCGUGCACGAGCUCAUCCUGACGGGGUGCAAUGUGGAGGUGACGAUAUUGAACGGCAAUGUGACCUUGGCCAGCUGCACCUCGCUCUGCGACGAGCAGACAUCAGACAAUGAAAUCAGCUUGAUCGACCGAUGCUCCGGCGGCAGCAAUGGCUGCUGCCGCGCGAACAUCAUCACGCCCGGCUACGACGACGAUGGACGCAGCCAAGUUUACAGCACCGGCAACACCGCAUAUGACGUGCAGCUCAGACGGUUGGGUGGUUGGAACCGUAGCGCCGACCGGGACCAAUUCUCGAUGCGUGUGUUUGUGGCCGACCGUAGGUGGUUCGACAACACCUCCGUCUCAAACGACCUGUUACAGACUCGUCAACCUCCAUCAAAAGAGACAAUGGCAGUUCCUCUUACGCUGAUGUGGGAGGUUGUUGGUCAUCCUAACAGCAGCAGCGUCUGCAAGAGCAACCACAGCGAACGCAUAAAUGGCACACGAGGAGGCUAUACGUGCGGCUGCAAAGAGGGUUACGGAGGCAAUCCUUACCUCACAGAUGGGUGCAAAGAUAGCGAUGAGUGCAAGUGGUCACCAGCAACCAAUACUUGCUACGGUGAAUGUAGAAACACGGAAGGAUCCUUCACGUGCCAGUGCCCGGCAGGAACCACUGGUAACUUCACCAUACCCGGUGGGUGCGUCAACACUACUAUCGCUAUGGCAGAUAGCUGCAUGAGCUGGUGCGGUGAUGUGGAGGUGCCAUACCCGUUCGGCAUUGGCCCGUCCAAUUGCUACUCGCCAGGGUUCCGCCUCGUGUGCGACACGACCAAUCACCCCCCACAGCUGCUCCUCGGUAAUGGCGAGUUCCGGGUCGUCAAUAUCUCCCUUCCCAACUCCACGAUGGGUCUUAUCGGGACCAACGACAUUUAUCCCUACGGAAUGUCAAGAGCUUCACUGGCCACUGAAUUUUCGGAUGCUUUCCCUUCUUUUUCUGCUGAAGAGGUGCCCUACUCCCUGUCCAUGAGCAACGAGCUCGUCCUCACGGGGUGCAACGCGCAUGCGAUUCUGGUGGGUCACAGCGACCCAGCCAUUAUCAGCGGUUGCGCCUCCUUCUGCUACAACAAUGACACCGGUGGUGUCUGGGGCGAUGGGUUGUCAACAAAUGGCAUACAUGGUGGAAACAGCGGUGGCGGCAGCAAAUACUGCUACGGCAAUGGAUGUUGCAAGGCGCGCAUCUCUGAGUCCAUGGACGGAAUGCCAAAGAAACUCGACUUCAAAUGGAUCAACACCAACUCUCAAAUACGGUUGCCUGUCUAUGUAUUCAUCGCAGAGGAGGGAUGGUUUGAUCCGGUGGGUGUCACCGGCAAACUGAUGCGGGAGGGCCGUGGUCGGAACAACCGGACAUCGGAUGUUAUGAAGCCUCGCAUUGUUCUCCAGUGGGAGGUGGUACUCCCGCAUAAUGGUUCAUCAUCAGCCAACGUGAGCUCACAUCCCGGCUGCGAUGGCGGCGAUUAUCAGGUUACACCACGCGACCAGAUCUGCAAGAGCAAGCACAGCCAGUGCAAGCGUGGGAACAGAGGCUAUACGUGCCAGUGCAAAGAGGGCUACGACGGCAACCCAUACGUUGUCCACGGCGGAUGCAAAGAUGUCCGCUCCAAAUACGUAGGUUUGAACGUAAUUAUUGGACUUGCUAGUGGAGCGGGCCUCAUAUUUUUGGUCCUCAUUGCAUACUAUAUUUCCUAUAAAUAUAAGCUUCAAAGGGCACAAAUGUUAAAAUGGAAGUAUUUCGAGCAAAAUCGUGGGCAGUUGUUGCAACAGUUGGUAUCUCAAAGAGCUGAUAUUGCAGAGAGAAUGAUCAUAACCUUGGGAGAAUUGAAGAAGGCAACAAAUAAUUUUGAUAAAGCUCGUGAACUUGGUGGUGGUGGACAUGGUAUGGUCUAUAAAGGGAUUUUGUCGGACCUCCACGUCGUAGCCAUCAAGAAAGCAAAGAUGGUUGUUCAAAGGGAGAUUGAUGAGUUUAUUAAUGAGGUUGCUAUCCUAUCACAAAUCAACCAUAGGAAUGUAGUAAAACUAUAUGGCUGCUGCCUAGAAACAGAAGUCCCAUUGUUGGUCUACGAGUUCAUAUCCAAUGGAACUCUUUAUGAUCAUCUUCAUGUUGAAGGAUCAAGAUCAUUGUCAUGGGAUGAUAGGCUACGGAUAGCAACUGAAACGGCUAAAUCUCUUGCCCACCUUCACUCAACAGCUUUAGUACCUAUCAUCCAUAGAGAUGUCAAGCCUGCUAACAUACUUUUGGAUGAUACUCUAACAGCAAAAGUAGCAGACUUUGGAGCUUCAAGCUACAUUUCAUUGGACAAAUCAGGUCUCACAACAAUGGUGCAAGGUACACUAGGAUAUCUCGACCCGAUGUACAUGCACACAUGGCGGCUCACGGAAAAAAGUGAUGUUUAUAGCUUUGGUGUUAUGCUUAUAGAGUUGAUGACAAGAAAGAAGCCAUUUACCUACAUGGCUCCCGAAGGCAAUGGUCUUGUUGCACAUUUUUCUACCUUAUAUACAGAAGGCAAUAUUUCACAAAUAUUAGAUCCACAAGUUAUGAGCGAGGGUGGCAACAAAAUUGAUGGAAUCGCUAGAAUAGCGAUAGAAUGUGUGAAAAUAAGAAGGGAAAAACGACCAACAAUGAGAGAAGUAGAGUUGAGACUGGAAGCUGCUCAAUCAACUGCUAGAUCUGAGGCAAAUUGUGAUGUUGCAGCAAAUUCUCUAUCAGCAAGCACAGCAAGAUUGACUAGCAGACAAUAUAGUUUGGAACAAGAGUACAUAUUGUCUGCUAGAUAUCCACGGUAGUUCUAUUUGCACAUGAGCUGAACACAUUCAACUUUAAGAUAUUUUGUGCACUAUAUUACCUUAGUGGAAAGGACUGUUCUAAUCCCUUUCUCUGCUGGCAGCUUUGUUUUUAGCCUUUUAUUAUUUUUCGCAUUCAGUGUAAACUCACGGUCAGCUUGCAUGGAAGCUUGCUAUUCAUGUACCAGAAUAAUGAAUUGGUCGCGAGAACUUAUGGGUUUUA